AUGGCUAAUAUAUUUUAUAAUCAAUUAGUGGAGCAGAUGGAAAAUCAAAGCAAUAUUAGAAAUAUAUCAGUGAUUAGCCAAACAGGCCAUGGAAAAUAGACUCUAAUAGAUCAACUGGUUCAUAAAGCUGGCAUUGAUUUAAUGGAUUAGUCUCAAUAAGAAAUAAUGAUAAAUAAAUGUGCUAAUUUAUUACUAUAUUACAAAUAUGAUAAAUAAUUGAAUGGUAGAAUGGAAUCUUUUAUAUUAAAUUUAAUUGAUUCUCCUAAAUCUCACAAUUGUUAUAUCUCUUUAACAAGUUUAGGAAUUAAAGAUGGUGUCUUAAUAGUAUUUAAUGAUGUUAAGGGAAUUUGUUCACAAAUAUAAUCUACUUUAUAAGUAAUUAUGAAAGAGAAGAUUAAGCAUGUGUUAAUAAUAAAUAAAUUGGACAGAGCAAUUUUAGAAUUGUCAUAAGAUGGUGAAGCAAUGUAUUAAUCUCUAAUGGAAGCAAUAGAAAGAAUAAAUGAUAUUAUACAUAUAUACUAAUAAGAGGAUAUGGGUGAUCUUUGA
Messenger RNA from Paramecium sonneborni, 546 nucleotides. The record is from the annotation of a GenBank genome assembly. NCBI's taxonomy places the organism in Eukaryota, Ciliophora, Oligohymenophorea, Peniculida, Parameciidae.